AUGGCGCUAUUAUACAAAUCCGCACACUCUCUACCCAAUUCAACCAAGGUCCUUCUUGCGAGCUUGGGGGCUGUAUCACUGUUGAUAUUCCUCAUCAAGUUGAACGUAUACCGCUCAUCCAUUGGAUCUGAAGGAUCAUCGGACUUACGAUUCCAUGAUAUCUUGGUGCCAUAUUUACAACUUGUACCCCGUACAACUAUUUUCAAUCCAUGGGUGGUUGUCACUGCCAUUUUUGCGGAAAUCUCAGUGUUUCUGUUGUUGGUUUCUACCAUAGUUUUGUUCCUCGCUUCCAAAUAUGUCGAACGUUUCUGGGGGUUCCGUGAAGUACUCAAGUUUGUGUUCACUGUGGGAACUUUGACCAACCUAUGGACUGUUCUUGUCACCAUCUUGGUCAACAUGUGGCGUGGAGAUUCCGCUAGCAUGGACAAGCCUUUGGGUGGAGGUAUUUCGUACUAUUUUGGAUUUCUUGUGGUACUUAAACAAUUGAUCCCAGAACAUAACGUGAUCUUAUUCCAAGGUUUAAUCAACUUUAGAAUUAAACAUUUACCAUUCACCACUUUGUGCCUUGUUUCCGUAUGGUCAUUGCUUCUUAGUAGAUCCUUAUAUCCCGCAGUUCCAUCUAUUGCAAGUUUUGUGAUCUCCUACUCAUACUUGCGUUUCUACCAAUCCAUUGUCACCGAACUGCUUCUCCCAGUGACUUCUGCUAAUGGUAGCAGUAGUGAUAGCUCCAACUCUUCUUUCGUCACCGGUGAUGCUUCGGAUGCCUUUAGAUUGUCUGAAUUCUUCCCCCUGGUUAUUAAGCCAUACGUUGCUCCGGUAUUUGACCAUAUUUAUGAAGUGAGUAGUCUUGUUGGCCUCAUCACACCUUUUAACGAUGAACUGAUCGAACAGAGUAACUUGAGAGCAGUUAAGAGACAAGAACAAGCAACCCACAGUCUGAAGAGUGUGGCCAAUUCAGUAGCAGAAAGAAGAAGACAAGUCGCAUUACAAAUGAUUGAGGAGAGAAUAAAUAAAGAGCCUCAGGCUGAAUAA
Messenger RNA from [Candida] anglica, 1032 nucleotides. The record is from the annotation of a GenBank genome assembly. NCBI's taxonomy places the organism in Eukaryota, Fungi, Ascomycota, Pichiomycetes, Serinales, Debaryomycetaceae.